UACGCGACGGUUAAACCAGACACGCCUCUGUGCUAGUGACGCAUUUAUUUCAAUACAGGAAAUAAAACAUGUUGUUUUGUUAGAAGAGAGAGAGAAAGAAAAGCAAGUAGUCACUGGAGAUUUCACAGCAUGCUAUCUCAUGUGGAUUAAAGUAUUUAGGUUGUGUUGAAAUAUGAUAUUUUUUGUUCCGGGACAAAGAACCCCUUUCUGUUUGAUUCGAAACGUUCCAGCAGAGUUCUGCAGGGUUCUGAAAGACGAAAGUCACUCCUUGCAAAGUAAGUUUGUGCUCUUUCUUUAUCACGCCGGAAAUUGAUGUCAGUGUUUGUGAAUGAAAAGAGGAUUCCGCUUUCCAGUCUCAAACUAAAACCAGUGAAGAUGGACGUCAGUAUCUCCGUGUCGUUCUUUCAAGACGAGCUCGCCUCUACCAUCGAGCACGCAGUGAAAGCGGCUGUAGACACCGUCUUGUGCGAAAUUACUAAAGUUGUCUGCAGCAAAUUCAGUGAAUUCCAAAUGGAAAUGUCUGGAAAGCAGAAAGAGAAUGAAAUUCUGAAGCUGAGAUUGGAAAUAUCAGAGAGCGAGCUGAAAGCUGUGCGAGAAUGCAUGAACGCUGCAGGAGCGGAUAUUAAACAUCCUCUAAUAUUUCAAGAUCCCACAGAGUGCCACGCUAUCCCUGAAUCUGAAGCACAGGAGGGGCCAAAGACAGAAGCAGUUUACACACUAGAGGAGUCCUUUGAGCAGGAGCGGUGUGCAAGUCUAAUACAGGUUACAGAGCUGACAUGUGUUAAAGAUGAAGAGGUCCCUCAACAGGAAUAUGUUUCUAUUAAAGAGGAAUUAAUUGAACAGGAAUGUGUCCCCAUCGCAGAGGAAGUUCCUACUGAAAAUAAUAUUUAUACAUUUGAGAAGAACAACAAGCUGGGAUCCAACCUGUGUGAUGAUCGUCCAUCUGAAUGUGAACUGGGAUUUAGAGCUUCUAUAGUAGAUGAAGGAGAACACGACUCCACUCCAUCACCACACUGCAAAAACUCUUCUAAUGGUAAACCACAGCACAAGAAACACAGAGAGACGACAAACGAAGAAGAAAAUGUGAAGAAAUUGAAAACUCACUCAGUUAAAAUUCCUUCUUUACAAGACAGACAACCACUUACUGUGGAGAGUACAGAGACUCCACAUUCUGUAUGGUUUAACAAUUCUGAAACCCAGGGCAGCUUGAAGACCUUGCCUCAUUCUGUUACAGGUGUGAAGAGUUUCUGUCAAUUAGGCUCUCUAAAAACUCACAAGGGAAAUCACACAGGAGGGACUCCAUUGCUCUGUGCUGUUUGUGGGAAGAGUUUCAAACAUUUAUCAAAGCUUGAAAUCCACCAGCGCGUUCACACAGGGGAGAAACCUUAUCACUGCACUCAAUGUGGGAAGAGAUUCAGUCAGUUACAUGACCUUAAAAGACACCAGCGUGUUCACACAGGAGAGAAACCUUAUCACUGCACUGUGUGUGGGAAGAGUUUCACGCGGUUAGGAAAUCUUCAAACACACAGGCGCAUUCACACAGAAGAGAAACCUUAUCGCUGCCCUGUUUUGUGGGAAGAGUUUCUGUUUUUUAACAAACCUUAAAAUCCACCAACGCAUUCACACAAGAGAGAAACCUCAUCACUGCUGAAAUGGGAAGAGAUUCAGUCAUUUAGGAAAUCUUAAAAGUGUGUAUCCCUAUCCCUGCACCUCAUGUGGGGAGAAGUUCAGUCAGUUGGAGGCUCUUGAAGGACACAAGAGGAUUCUCAGAAUUUCAGACACUUGAGGAAACCUAAACAGGAGUAAGUUUGACUAAAAUACAGAAAUAUUUACUGAAAACAAAAGAAUAAACUGACUUGAUAAAUAGUCACUCCUGAUCACAAUUGUUUCAGAUCAAAAACUCGCAGAUGGGAAAAUAUGAAAUAUCUUGUUUGGACAAUUAAUCUGGUUGAGCAUUCUGAUUUUGUUUUGUCACAUUAGUAAUCUAUUAAAUAAGUUUUUACUAUGUCUGCAAGUUUCCCUUUUUUCUCAUGCAUUGCUUAGCCUCAACCUGGUGAAGGGGGUUAAAUUAAUUAUAAUGUAUUAUUUCUCUGAUGGAUUAGGAAUAUUUCUCUAAAUAACGUGUAUAAUAUACAGUGGAACUAGGGUAGGUGAGUCAGCGUUUUGCUAGUUGUAACAGAGACAUCGCCCGUAUCUUCCCCCACAACAAUUUGUAACAGUUGAUUGCCUCAAUAAAACAGACAGCGAUCAUCCCCCAGAGCAGUAAAAGUGACAGACAGCAAUCAUCCCCCAGAGCAGUAAAAGUGACAGACAGCAAUCAUCCUCCAGAGCAGUAAAAGUGACAGAGGCAGCGAUCAUCCCCCAGAGCAGUAAACGUGACAGAGACAGCGAUCAUCCCUCAGAGCAGUAAACGUGACAGAGACAGCGAUCAUCCCCCAGAGCAGUAAACGUGACAGAGACAGCGAUCAUCCCCCAGAGCAGUAAACGUGACAGAGACAGCGAUCAUCCCCCAGAGCAGUAAACGUGACAGAGACAGCGAUCAUCCCUCAGAGCAGUAAACGUGACAGAGACAGCGAUCAUCCCCCAGAGCAGUAAACGUGACAGAGACAGCGAUCAUCCCCCAGAGCAGUAAACGUGACAGAGACAGCGAUCAUCC
This is a messenger RNA of Acipenser ruthenus (sterlet), 2656 nucleotides long. Its product is annotated as zinc finger protein 112-like. Gene Ontology annotation, biological process: regulation of transcription by RNA polymerase II. Bases 313 to 1605 code for a protein of 430 amino acids. The record is from RefSeq and is a predicted model, not a curated record. Gene Ontology annotation, molecular function: RNA polymerase II cis-regulatory region sequence-specific DNA binding; DNA-binding transcription factor activity. The transcript is spliced from 3 exons. NCBI's taxonomy places the organism in Eukaryota, Metazoa, Chordata, Actinopteri, Acipenseriformes, Acipenseridae.